AUGGACCAAAAACCGUUCAAAGUCGUUAUUGUAGGUGGCAGCAUUGCCGGGCUUUCGCUAGCCUUGAUGCUAGAGAGAAAUGGCAUCGAUUUUGUUGUCCUUGAAGCAUACGGCAGUAUUGCACCCCAGGUCGGAGCUAGUUUUGGCGUUUUGCCAAACGGCUUUCGCAUUCUCGAUCAGCUGGGCUGCUAUGAGUCGGUUCUAAAGAUGGCAGAAACACCCGUCGAAAAAUUCUUCUUCCGGGAUUCGCAAGGACAACCCUUCUGGGCAUUCGAGGACUUUAACGAGAAGUCAAUGGGAAGCCAUGGCUAUCCUGUCGUCUUCCUUGAUCGACGAAUGUUGAUACAAGUGCUCUAUGAAAAGAUCCAGGAUAAGUCCAAAGUGAUCACCUCUCAGCGGGUAGAGAGUAUUGAGAAUGGUACUUCGAGUGCCACAGUCACCACAACGACUGGCCAAGUAUACACCGGAAAUAUGAUGGUCGGAGCAGAUGGAAUCCAUUCCAAAGUGCGUCAAGAAAUGUGGAAAGCGGCCAAAAAGAUAGAUCCCACGUGGAUUGAUCCCGCAGAGGAAUCUGCACUGCCUGCAACUUACGCAUGUAUCUUCGGUAUUUCCAAAGGAGUGGAGGGAAUCGAGAAAGGUGUGCUGAACUCAGUGUUCAAUGAGCAUUACUCGUAUCUUAUUCCUAGCGGACCUGGAGAUCUCACCUACUGGUUUCUCGUGCGAAAUAUGGGAAAGACGUACUAUGGUGCAGACAUCCCUCGGUUCAGCAAGGAGGAGGAAGAGACACUGGCAAAAGAACAUUUCCAUGACCAGAUCACUCCUACACUUCAAUUUUCCGCUCUGUACAAGAGCAAAAUCGCCUCAGUAUACACCAGUCUGCCAGAAUAUGUCUAUAAAAAAUGGCAUUUCCAGAGAACUAUCACUAUCGGCGAUGCCAGUCACAAGUUUGAGCCUUUGACAGGCCAGGGAGGAAAUAAUGCAAUGGAGACCGCCGCAUCCCUAACGAAUCAUCUCGUUGCGGCCCUCAAAAAGUCCCAGUCAGGCACGCUGUCAUCGGCAGAAAUUUCCAAAAUCUUUGAGGGCGUUCAACAACAGCGUGAAAAUCGUGCCUGGACAUUGGUCAAAGCAUCCCACGCCCGGCAACGUCUGGAGUGCCUGGAAACACCAUUGCUAAAGUUCAUGGCGAGAUACGUGCUGCCACGGCUGCCCAAGUCCCUAAUCCUCGACAAAUGGAUCGACACGUAUGGCUCCGCAGUGUCCUUAGACAUGCUUCCGCUGCCGUACAGGCCUCGAGAAGCCCCGUAUUUUGACGAGCGCUUCAGAACACCGUCAUCUCGGGGCGUGGUAAGCAUCUUGUUGUACGCUGCGUACUUCCUCUUAACCUGGUUAGGCUACCGCCAAUUGUCGACAGCAAUCAGAGCGAAUGGAACAAUGGAGCUGGUCCGCCAGACAAUCAAGAGCAAGUCGAUUCUACUUCCAGGAGGAGUCGAAGCCCCCCUUCGCCAGGUUUACACCGGGCUCGGGCCUGUUGACCUCAUUUUGCAAGUCAUUGUGACAAUAUUCCUGCCAGCGGUCACCAAUUUCUCUACACCGGAGCAGCCAUUGCAAGUUAUGUACUUCCUGAGUUCAAUCUUGCCGAUUAUCGCUAUCUUGACGGUUGAAGGGUUCCGACCAAGGAACAAAUGGACCCUUCUUGCAACUCCGAGUAUAUGGGCAGUUCUGUAUCAGCUGCGAGGUAUUGGACUGAUUGCACCGCUCUAUUUCGUAUCGAGCACCUUUAUUUCCUCUGGCAUGUCAUACUUCAGCCCAAGUACCCGCACACUUCCUGAAUCCACUGCUCGAGCCAUAUUGCCUGCACUGGCACUGGGGUUCAUCGUGCCCACAAUCAUGUUGUUCUUCCCAUUGGCCGAUUCCCUGAACAUGCGACAAAUCUUCAUUGCGCUGUGGCAGCCCGCUCCGAUAUAUGUGGUUAUCUUGACUCAGAUAUUCUCCCGUGUCAUCAAAUCGAUCGGUUCAAGCACACCAGUCAAGACCGAUAGCUCUGCAGCGGAGGGCAAAUUUGACAGUGACAUCCCACACUUGCAAACCCUCUACGCUGUGGCUGGUGGCGUAUCUGCUUGUUUCCAUGUGGCAUUUUUGCUGAGCUGGGCGGCUUUGGGGACAAACUUUAUUACCAAGGUGUUCAUCCCAUCCGAUGCCUUUGCACAGGUGACGACACUUGCAGAUGGGGUUUUUGUGUUUUUCCAGAACGACUUCCUGCUUGUUGCAGCGGCAACUCUCCUCUGGUGCCUAGUUAGCGUAUGGGAUCUACACCGCAUUGGUGUCUCUAAUGUCUCCUGGCAGAUGGCACUGGCUGGUUUGAUUUUGGGUUCCAUGGCAAUUGGACCGGGUGCGACUGCGGCGGCGGUGUGGUAUUGGCGGGAGGAGGUUAUGAGUCGGACAUCUUUCCGCCGGCAUGGCCCGGUAUCUAGCUCAGUUGAGAGUACUUGA
This is a messenger RNA of Penicillium vulpinum, 2490 nucleotides long. RefSeq names its product FAD-dependent oxidoreductase. The record is from RefSeq and is a predicted model, not a curated record. Bases 1 to 2490 code for a protein of 829 amino acids. Gene Ontology annotation, molecular function: FAD binding. NCBI's taxonomy places the organism in Eukaryota, Fungi, Ascomycota, Eurotiomycetes, Eurotiales, Aspergillaceae. The transcript is spliced from 4 exons.